GGCUCUCAAGCUUCACGCCAAUAGCACCGAGGCCAAUCAUACACUUCGCCCCAGCACCGCAGAAAGGAUGAACCAACCUGGAAUGGGAACUAUCGGGAUCAGCAGCGGGACGGCCUUGGCUCUGCAAUGCAUCUUGGGAUAUGUAGUGCAUUUUGUCCUGGGUCCAACAACUACGGAAUCAGAAAGCCUCGGUUUCCCGGCAAGCUUCACGGGGGCGGUGUGAAUGCUCGAGCCGCUACCAGGUGUAGCUUUACUGGGCUGUGCCUCUGGUGUCCCAGGCUGGGAGAGCAAAGCCACAAGACGUCAGGGAGCCUUGCGGAAGGUUAUGAGUAGGAGCCUGAGCUGGUCUGAGCAUCUCGACGUGCUUCUCAAAGCUACUGAUGGAAAUGUCGCCAGGAUUAAGCAGCGGCUGUUUCCUCUUGGAGUCUCCACAGCGGGAGAUUUGGGUGGGACCUGGAUUUCCCAUUAUCACUUGCCUCCCCAGUCUGGAGUCCAAGCUCAACAGUUUUGGGCUCUAGAGACUCUCUGUCACCCAGAGAGACUGAGUUGGGGUAAGACCCAUGGCACAUCUUCUCUCUGGGAUGAAGUUACUAUUCUCCAAUCCCAGCUUCAAUCCCAGGCUCAGGUGACUGAGACACUAAGGCCGGCUGUGCAGGGGUUGCUGGAAGAGCAAAAGCAGCAGAAGUACAAGAUCUGUGCCAUGGAAGCAUCACUAAGGUUGCUGCAGGGGGGCCCAGAGCAGAGGGUCCUUUUCCUGGAGCAACAGCUGGAGGGGUUGAGAAGGGAACUUCAGGGCCUUCGAAGCCAGAUACAGGAACAGGCCCAAGCCCCAAUACAAACAGGACCACGAAAGUGCAGUGCUACUGGUGACCUUCACCAAGAGCUUCAGAAUGAGCGUCAACUCCUGUGGGAGGAAUCAGAGAUUCUUCAGGAGGAAUUGAAGUUGCUGCAGGACCAGCUGAGACCUCCAUUCAUAUCCUCCAAUCUAAGCUGCCCCUGGCUGCCACCUUCUCCAUGUCUCUUUCUUCAUCUAGCUCUGAAGUCAGUUUUCUGGACAGCAACAGUAGCUGGGAACUUUUAUUCCCCUCAGAUCUCCAGAGGAGCAUACUUUCUGACCUGGAGCUCAGUAGCUUUCAGCUUUCGAACCAGAGCCUUGAGCAGGAGCAGGAGAACCUAUUCUUUAAGAGCCCCACAAUGUUCCUGAGUGACCCAUAAGAACUUGUAAGAGUAGCCUUGCUCACCUUACCCACCAAGGCCCUGUUUCUGGGCCCCCUGGCCCUCCUCUCUUGAUGUAGCUGGCAUCUGCCCUCCUUACUGAGGCUCGUCACUGCCUGCCCACCAAUUGCAAUAAACGUUUUAACUCUUC
This is a messenger RNA of Suricata suricatta (meerkat), 1366 nucleotides long. RefSeq names its product coiled-coil domain containing 163 (gene CCDC163). The transcript has 10 exons. Bases 224 to 1204 code for a protein of 326 amino acids. Lineage: Eukaryota; Metazoa; Chordata; Mammalia; Carnivora; Herpestidae. The record is from RefSeq and is a predicted model, not a curated record.